Messenger RNA from Malania oleifera, 1060 nucleotides. RefSeq names its product splicing factor 3B subunit 6-like protein. NCBI's taxonomy places the organism in Eukaryota, Viridiplantae, Streptophyta, Magnoliopsida, Santalales, Ximeniaceae. Gene Ontology annotation, molecular function: RNA binding. Gene Ontology annotation, biological process: mRNA splicing, via spliceosome. The transcript has a single exon. The coding region runs from base 240 to 614 and encodes 124 amino acids. The record is from RefSeq and is a predicted model, not a curated record. Gene Ontology annotation, cellular component: precatalytic spliceosome; U2 snRNP; catalytic step 2 spliceosome.
AUGUUAAUUUUUUUAUAAAAAAAAAUUAAGUUAUAUUAUCGUAAAAUAAUUUUAUAUAACAUUUUCAUUUGUAAGAGAAUUCCGAAAAUAUCAUUCAUUGUUGUGAAAUUGCGAAUAACAGUUUCUCUGCCCCCUCUUUCACCUGCCCCGCCACGAAACCCUAGAACCCUCAUCGAAAACUUGCAAGUCCCAAUCGCCACCAUCCCUUUCCCUCCGAUCAAAGCGUUCGUCCUGUUCCGAUGGCGACUAUCAGCCUCCGGAAGGGCAACGCCCGGCUUCCUCCGGAAGUGAACCGAGUGCUGUACGUCCGGAACCUGCCCUUCAACAUCACCAGCGAGGAGAUGUACGACAUCUUCGGCAAGUAUGGGGCGAUCAGGCAGAUACGGAUCGGCACCAACAAGGACACCCGCGGUACCGCCUUUGUCGUCUACGAGGACAUCUACGACGCCAAGACAGCCGUCGACCACCUCUCCGGUUUCAACGUCGCCAACAGGUACCUCAUCGUCCUCUACUACCAGCAGGCCAAGAUGAGCAAGAAGUUCGAUCAGAAGAAGAAGGAGGAGGAGAUCGCCAGGCUGCAGGAGAAGUACGGUGUCUCCACCAAAGAUAAGUAGAUUCAAUUGAAAUGAAUUUUGCUUUUUCUUUUCCCUGCCUGGGUUGUGUUUUCUUUGCUUGGUUGCCUAGAUGGUAGUGAAAUGGGAGAGAAAACGGGAACUUGAAAUUUGUUCUGGUGUUCCGGAAAGUUUUAAUUUCCUCUUCUAUCAUUUUCAUCUGCUUUCGUGGCUGCCAAACCAAGGAUUUAGGUGUUCCGACAUUUUGAGAUUAGAGGCAGACUGUAAUUUUUUAGUUGUGAAAAUUUUAUUGUGUAAUCAGUGGGAUUGCUGAGAUGAAGCAGGAACAUGUUGUUUACAAGUAAUCUUUCUAAAACGAUCUUACCUAGGUUUCUGAAUGUUUAGUGGGAAUUCCUAGUUUGUGAAAUUUGUAUGCCACUCAAACUAUUUGUAACAGUAAUAUGUGACUGUUUGUACAUGGGUUUAUAGCUAAGUUCGUCAUUGAUUUA